AUGGCAGACGAACCUAAUGAGAGCACGCCUAUGCGCUCCACCCCCGAAGAUGAGGACGAGGUGUCUUCUGAGUCCAGCGGCGGCAGUGAGAGCGAGGAACAGGAACCGGAACAGGAACAAGAAGUUGAAUGGCUGGUGACCUCACGGCAAAGACGCUCCACGGCGGGGAAUCGCCUCAAUUCCCUCCUCCGGCAAGAAGAGCCUGACGACGAGCUCGAGCUCCUGUUUGCUGAGGACGACGACGAUGAAGUAUUUGAGGAUGAGGAGGCCGACCAGUCAGAUGUGCAGAUGGAUUCCUCAUCCGACGACGAAGAUCAAGGACCUGCCGCCGGCGUAGACGACCUCGAAGGCGAGAACGAGUUACAAAGGCAGAGCAAGGCGGAACGUCAAGCCAAGAAGCGGAAGUUGAACGAUGGGAUCCCAAAGGUGUUCAAGAGGAAGUCAAGGAUAGACGCAACUACUUCCGCUACGAUUACCCCCGCCCCAAGACCUAAGAAGAAAUCGGAGCGCCCAUCCUGGAUUCCGACGUCUGAAGACGCCCCAACUCGCGCUUCAGCGAGAGGGACGACAAGGCUAAGCAAACAGCAACUACACAAGCAGAUGGUAGAGCGAGAGCUGAAGAGGUUGAAACAACUGGAGAACAUGGAAAAGGCUUCUGCGGCCAAGAAAGCAGCUGCAAAACCGGCUAUGACACAAGAGGAUAGACUGAAGGAAGCUGCUAAGGUGGAGAAAAGCAAUGCCAAGAGUUUGAGUAGAUGGGAAGAGAUGGAGCAACAACGGGAAAGGGAACAGAAGGAGAGGCUAUUGGCACUACAAAACAGGACAUUGGAUGGGCCCGUCAUUACAUGGUGGAGUGGCAUGGCGGAAUGGGUUGGUGGCAAGUUGAAAAAGGUUGGACGGACAGUAGUUGUCCAUAACGAGCCCAAAGAGAAGAUCAGCAAGAAGAGGAAGGCUACAGAGCUGGAUGCCGAUUCAAAAGCUAUGGCGUCUCCUCCAACGAUUGUGGUCGCUACCCAAGAUCAGUCAACAACUGUAGACUCUCAAGGGCUCGCAAAACCUACGUUGCCCACUAAUGGACUGCCUUCGCCCGCGAAGGAAAUCACAAAUAUCCACGAGAGUCCAACUAUUCUUGAUGCUCAUCUCGAGGCUCUACCCCCAUCAGACUCUGGAGCCACGACGGAUGUCCAGAAAACUUCUACCCCUCCGGCGCCCCUUCAAACCUGUGGAACAUUCCCCCCUCAGCCUUCUUCAGCCCAGCCCCCUUCAGACGCCCCAAACCCAUCCUCUGUUCUCGCCCCUCCCCCGAUGCACGGGCCUUUCCCGCCCGUUCCAGAAUCAGGAGCGCCACGGCCUUCUUCAGUUCUGGCACCUCCUCCGAUCAAUGGCCCGUUCCCAGCACCUCAGAUAGCGCCAAACCAAACCUCCUACCCCCUCUUUAAGCUAGCUCCACCAGUCCAACCUACGUUUGAUGGUUCUAGUCCUCUGCCUGGAUUUGGGUACAAUUUCAUGGCCCCCAGUCAAUCUCCUUAUCCCGGUCCAUCACAGCCCUCAUUACCUUCUCAAUCCGCCCCUCCCCCUCCACCUGCAACCCCACCUCCUCCUGCCAUUGAACAUAGUGCCAUCAACUACCUCAUCCUCUCUAAUUUUGACGAGACCGCCAUUAAAGAGAAAGAUGUCCAGACGCAGAUCCUCUUCAACAGGAAGUUCCACAAACUCCCGAGGAUUAAACAUUCUACCGAACUUUGUGCUAUUACAUCAUAUCCAGCCAAAUACCGGGAUCCGUCCACAGGACUACCGUAUUCUAGCUCCUAUGCAUACAAAGAAAUACAGCGGCUGCAACGAGGGGAGUAUAAAUGGAGCAAGCUCGUAGGGGCCUAUGUAGGGCAGGGGACUUAUGCAGCGCGGGGUGUGCCGCCACGGUUUAUUGAUGCAUUACAUACACCGCAGGCCGCCCCGAAGCCGAGUUAA
Molecule: messenger RNA, 1968 nt
Organism: Venustampulla echinocandica
Lineage: Eukaryota; Fungi; Ascomycota; Leotiomycetes; Helotiales; Pleuroascaceae
Exons: 2
Coding region: 1-1968 (655 amino acids)
Biological process (GO): regulation of DNA-templated transcription; chromatin remodeling
Cellular component (GO): nucleus
Molecular function (GO): ATP-dependent H2AZ histone chaperone activity
Source: RefSeq, a predicted model, not a curated record